AUGGUUGACCGUCGCUCAGACUCGGAAGAUGGCGUCCGCGCAAAGCGCCAGAAGAUGGACGCUGGUGACCCCAAGGACAAUCCGUACUUGGCCCACAUGUACGAGGAUACAAACGGCGCAGACAACAACUCGGCCCUGGCCAAGUUCAAGCGCCACCAGACAACGGCAGCAAUGGCCAAGAAGGCUGAAGAUGGCGAGGUCAACCCAUUCAGUGGCAAGCCCUUUUCCACCAAAUAUCUCUCCAUCCUGAAGUCUCGUCGGGACCUUCCUGUGCACGCGCAACGCGAUGAGUUCCUGCAGCUCUACCAGCAGUCUCAAAUCCUGGUCUUUGUUGGUGAGACCGGUUCCGGAAAGACCACGCAAAUUCCGCAAUUCGUCCUGUUCGAUGACCUGCCCCAGACCCAGCGUAAAAUGGUUGCUUGUACACAGCCCCGUCGUGUGGCCGCCAUGUCCGUCGCCCAGCGUGUCGCAGAGGAAAUGGAUGUGAAGCUUGGAGAAGAAGUCGGUUACAGCAUUCGUUUCGAGGAUAAGACGAGUCCGAAGACCAUCUUGAAGUAUAUGACCGAUGGUAUGCUCUUGCGAGAGGCGAUGCACGAUCACAACCUAUCCCGCUACAGCACGAUCAUGCUUGACGAGGCUCACGAGAGAACAAUGGCCACUGAUGUCUUGAUGGGUCUGCUGAAGGAGGUUGUGCUGCGCCGGCCGGAUUUGAAGAUUAUUAUCAUGUCUGCUACUCUGGAUGCGCAAAAGUUCCAGCGGUACUUCAUGGAUGCGCCCCUUCUCGCUGUUCCCGGACGUACCCACCCUGUCGAAGUCUUCUACACCCCCGAGCCGGAGCAAGACUAUGUCGAGGCUGCUAUUCGGACCGUUCUGCAGAUCCAUGCGACGGAAGAUGAAGGAGAUAUCCUUGUUUUCUUGACUGGUGAGGAGGAGAUUGAGGAUGCGGCACGAAAAAUCGCGAUGGAGGGCGACGAAAUGGUCCGGGAGGCCGACGCCGGCCCGCUCAAGGUUUACCCGCUAUACGGUAGUCUACCACCCCAUAUGCAACAGCGCAUCUUCGAUCCCGCGCCGCCUCCUAUCCGCAAGGGUGGCCGACCCGGUCGGAAAGUCAUCAUCUCCACCAACAUUGCCGAAACCUCUCUGACCAUUGACGGUAUCGUCUAUGUGGUGGAUCCUGGAUUCUCGAAGCAGAAGAUCUACAAUCCCCGUAUCCGUGUGGAGUCUCUUCUGGUCUCUCCCAUCUCCAAGGCUUCUGCCCAACAGCGAGCUGGUCGUGCCGGUCGUACACGCCCCGGAAAGUGCUUCCGUCUGUAUACUGAGGAGGCUUUCAAGAAGGAAUUGAUUGAGCAGACAUACCCCGAGAUCCUCCGAUCAAACUUGUCAUCGACUGUGCUUGAGUUGAAGAAGCUGGGAAUUGACGAUCUUGUUCAUUUCGAUUUGAUGGAUCCUCCCGCGCCUGAGACCCUCAUGCGAGCUCUUGAGGAGCUCAACUACCUGGCUUGUUUGGAUGACGACGGCAAUCUGACCCAACUCGGUCGUCUGGCGUCGGACUUCCCUCUUGACCCUGCCCUUGCCGUGAUGCUGAUCAGCUCUCCCGAGUUCUACUGCUCCAACGAGAUUCUGUCUAUCACAGCUCUGCUGUCCGUCCCGCAGCUAUUCGUUCGCCCCAACUCUCAGCGCAAGCGUGCGGAUGAGAUGAAGAACCUGUUUGCUCACCAAGACGGCGAUCACCUUACGAUGCUGAACGUCUACCACGCUUUCAAGAGCCCUGAAGCCCAGGCCAACCCCAAGCAAUGGUGCCACGACCAUUUCCUCUCCUUGCGAUCUCUCCAGUCGGCCGAUGAUGUCCGCAGGCAACUGCUGCGGAUCAUGGAGCGCUCCGAACUUGAGAUGAUUUCCACUCCUUUCGAGGACAAGAAGUACUAUGAGAACAUCCGCCGUGCUCUCUGUGCUGGAUUCUUCAUGCAGGUUGCCAAGAAGGAGUCACAGGGCAAGAGCGUUUACACCACCAUCAAGGAUAAUCAGAACGUCUUGCUGCAUCCCUCCACUGUACUUGCCCAUGAUGCAGAGUGGGUCUUGUACAACGAGUUCGUCCUUACGACCAAGAACUACAUCCGUACCGUGACCGCAGUCAAGCCCGAAUGGCUUUUGGACAUUGCACCUACAUACUACGAGCCCUCUUCCUUCCCCAAGGGUGAUAUGCAGUCUGCCCUGCUCCGUGCCAAAGACAGACUCGCACGCAAGGAGAAGAUGCGCGCUGAAAAGCGUCGGUAG
Penicillium cataractarum is the source of this 2274-nucleotide messenger RNA. Its product is annotated as DEAH-box ATP-dependent RNA helicase PRP43. The transcript has 3 exons. Lineage: Eukaryota; Fungi; Ascomycota; Eurotiomycetes; Eurotiales; Aspergillaceae. Gene Ontology annotation, molecular function: RNA binding; RNA helicase activity; ATP binding. Gene Ontology annotation, cellular component: spliceosomal complex; intracellular anatomical structure. The record is from RefSeq and is a predicted model, not a curated record. Bases 1 to 2274 code for a protein of 757 amino acids.